CCACACGACAAAGAUCCAGACGUCGAGGGCGAUGUUCACACGCUACGCCACAACGCCACACCAUACCCCGCCAAUUAGCGCCACAGAAGCAUCGAAUUCGCAGCAGCAGACGAAAUUCGGUCGGCUUUUGUGCGUUUGCCUCACGCUUCAUUAUCCUGUCACUUCCUUGCUAGAUCCAGGCCUUCGUUGGCUUAGCUUUGACUCACGGGAUCUCCUAAAAGGCUAGCUGGUUUCUAGGCUCCGCUUUGAGUCUUCGACUGCAGCUUUCGGGACUUUGAACCUCUCCACCCCGCCGCCACAGGAAGUGCUCCCGUCGGCAGCCUACAUAAUACGCACGAGCGCCCACAUUCUCACCCACGAAAAGCGCGACCGACGAAAUGGCGCCAAAGAAGGGCAAGAAGAAGCAGCAGGAGGACGACUGGGAGGCUGAGCUCGGCGAGACCGUCACGACCGAGAACGAUGCCGUUGCACAGGAGGCCAAGGCUAUCGAGGAGAACGGCGCCGAGGAGGAAGCAAGCGGCGGCCUGAUGGCUGCGCUCCAAAGGCGCGGCAAGAAGAAGAACAAGAAGGGCGCAAACACAGAAGUCGAGGGCGAAGACCCACCGGCUCCUGCCGGCGAUGACUUCGCGAACAAGGCGCCGCAGGAGGCCAACUUUGACGACGACGAUGAUGAUGUUUUCGCUGGCAACUACGGCAAGAAGAACAAGAAAGGCGGCGCAGCGGCUAAGGAGGAAGAGCCUGCACCAGCAACGCCUACUGAGGAGGCGCCGCGCAUGAAGACCAAGGCCGAAAAAGAGCGAGAGAAGAAGGAGAAGGAGAAGCAGCGAAAGAAGGAGAUGGCUGCGAAGAAGAAGACCAGUGGCCCUGCAAAGCCCGAAGCGAAGGCCGCCGAGGCCGCACCCGUAGCAGCAGCAGCACCCACCCCUGCUCCUGAGGCCGCAACUGGCGGCAAGAAGAAGAAGGUACCUGCUGCUUUGGCAGCUCUCCAGAAGCAGCAGGAGGCGCUGCGAAAGCAACAAGAGGAGCUUGCUCGUCUCGAUGCCGAAGAGAAGGCCCGCGCUGAGGAGGAGGAGAAGCUCGCAGAGGAGGAGCGCCAGCGCAAGGAGGAGGCCAAGGCGGCCAAGAAGCAGCGCGAGAAGGAGAAGAUCGAGCAGCUCAAGAAGGAGGGCAAAUACUUGACCAAGGCGCAAAAGGAGGCCAAGGCCAAGGCCGACCUGCGCUUGAAGCAGAUGCUCGAGAGCGGUGCCAAGGUUGCGGCGCUUGAAGGCGAGGCGGAGGCGUCCAAGAAGCCCAAGAAGGACGACCGCAAGAAGAGGAAGCAGCAGCAGGAGCAGAAAGAGCGGGAAGCGCGCGAAGCUGAAGAGGCUGCGAAUAAGCUCGCAGAGCUGAAGCUCGCGGAGGAGAAAGCUGCUGCGGAGGCCGAGAAGGCCCGUGCCGAUGCUGAGGCUAAGAAAGGCGACGAACCGCUCGACGAUUGGGAAGCGGCGGCUGAUGAGGAUGACGGUGUCAAGGAUAGCUGGGACGUGGACACAGACGAAGAGGAGGAGAAGAAGGCCGAGGUCGCAAAGGCGGCGGCGGCGAAGGCUGAAGCAGCGGCACCUGCACCUAUGCCAUCAGAGAAGACCGUUGCCAAGCCCGCCGCAACAGGUAGCGACUCUGACUCGGACUCUGAGGAGGAUUCCGACGACGACAGCGAUGACUCCGAGGACGAGCAAGUGACUGCUCACCAGCGCGCCGAAGCUGCUCGCAAGCAGGCCGCGGCCGACCGACGAAAGGAGGCACACGAGGCUGCUCUUGCGGAGCGCUCCAAAGACAACCUGCGAUCCCCCAUUUGCUGUAUUCUCGGUCACGUCGAUACCGGUAAGACAAAACUGCUCGACAAGAUCCGUCAGACCAACGUCCAGGAGGGCGAAGCCGGAGGUAUCACCCAGCAGAUCGGUGCCACCUACUUCCCCGUCGAGGCCUUGGAGAAGAAGGUCGCGGUUGUCAACAAGGACAACAGCUUCAAGUUCAACGUCCCCGGUCUUUUGGUCAUUGACACACCUGGUCACGAGUCUUUCACCAACCUGCGGUCUCGUGGUUCGUCGUUGUGUAACAUUGCCAUCCUUGUCAUCGAUAUCAUGCACGGUCUCGAGCCUCAGACCAUCGAGUCGAUGAAGCUGCUGAGGGGCAGGAAGACGCCUUUCAUUGUCGCCCUCAACAAGAUCGAUCGUCUCUUCGGCUGGAAGAAGAUCGACAACAACGGCUUCGAGGACAGCUUCAACCUGCAGAAGCCCGCGGUCCAGUCCGAGUUCGAGGAGCGUUGGGCGUUUGUGCGCACUCAGCUGGCCGAACAGGGGUUCAACUCUGAGCUGCACUUCAAGAACAAGAGCUUGUCCAAGUACGUGUCGGUGUGCCCCACCUCCGCGCACACGGGUGAGGGUAUCCCCGACAUGAUCAAGCUCAUUGUCAGCCUGACCCAGAGCCGUCUGACCAACAACCUCAUGUACCUGUCCGAGGUCGAGUGCACUGUGCUCGAAGUCAAGGUCAUCGAGGGCCUCGGCACCACCAUUGACGUCAUCCUGUCCAACGGUGUCCUGCACGAGGGCGACCGCAUCGUCGUGUGCGGUAAUCCAGAGCCGAUCGUGACAAACAUUCGUGCGCUCCUCACGCCCGCCGAGAUGAAGGAGCUGCGCGUCAAGUCGGUGUACGUGCACAACAAGGAGGUCAAGGCCGCGAUGGGCAUCAAGAUCGCAGCCGACGGCCUCGACACGGCCAUUGCCGGCUCGCGCCUGCUCGUCGUCGGCCCCAACGACGACGAGGAGGACCUCAUGGACGAGGUCAUGGGCGACCUCGAGCACCUGCUCAGCAACGUGUCCAAGACGGGCCGCGGCGUGUCGGUCCAGGCAUCCACCCUCGGCUCGCUCGAAGCCCUGCUGGAGUUCCUGCGCGUCUCCAAGAUCCCCGUGGCGACCAUCUCGAUCGGCCCCGUAUUCAAAAAGGACGUGCUGCGCGCCGGCGUGAUGCUCGAGAAAGCCAAAGAAUUCGCAGUCAUGCUGUGCUUCGACGUCAAAGUCGACAAGGAAGCCAAGCAGUACGCAGACGAGAUCGGGGUCAAGAUCUUCGAGGCCGACAUCAUCUACCACCUGUUCGACAAGUUCACGGCGCACAUGAAGCAGCUCGAGGAGCAGCGCAAGGAGGAGUCCAAGAUGCUCGCCGUGUUCCCGUGCGUGCUGCGCACCGUCGCCGUGUUCAACAAGAAAGACCCGAUUGUCAUUGGCGUCGACGUGGCCGAGGGCAAUCUGCGCAUGACCACGCCCAUCUGCGCGAUCAAGAAGAACCCGGUUACGGGGCUAAAGGAGGUUAUUAAUCUGGGUCGCGUCACAUCCAUCGAGCGCGACCACAAGCAAAUCCAGAUCUGCAAGCGCGGCGCGCCCUCGGUGGCCGUCAAGAUCGAGGGCGCCAACCAGCCCAUGUACGGGCGGCACCUCGAGGAGACGGACGUGCUGUACAGCGCCAUCACGCGCAAGAGCAUCGACACGCUCAAGGAGUUCUUCCGCAGCGACGUGUCGCAGGAGGAGUGGAAGCUGUUGAUUGAGCUGAAGAAGUUGUUUGAUAUUUCGUAGGCGGCGAGCGCAGCGAGCCGGGUGGGAGGGG
Molecule: messenger RNA, 3636 nt
Organism: Boeremia exigua
Lineage: Eukaryota; Fungi; Ascomycota; Dothideomycetes; Pleosporales; Didymellaceae
Exons: 3
Coding region: 378-3605 (1075 amino acids)
Molecular function (GO): translation initiation factor activity; GTPase activity; GTP binding
Source: RefSeq, a predicted model, not a curated record